Messenger RNA from Aureobasidium subglaciale EXF-2481, 803 nucleotides. RefSeq lists its product as uncharacterized. The transcript has a single exon. Lineage: Eukaryota; Fungi; Ascomycota; Dothideomycetes; Dothideales; Saccotheciaceae. The coding region runs from base 107 to 613 and encodes 168 amino acids. The record is from RefSeq and is a predicted model, not a curated record.
CGGUUGGGUCAAGUACAUGCUCGGCUACUAAAAGCUUCCUUUGGUCUCUCGCUUUCCGAGAAUUUCCUGUUGAUAUUUUGAAGGAUGAUAUAAGAUUUUAAUCAUAAUGAGCCUGCUACUAGACAAUAAUGACUCUUCACACUUAUUAUACUUCUCUCCCCUUGUGCUAUUUCGUCGCUUUUUUUGCUGCUGCUGUAAGGCACAGUUUUCCAGAACAGGUCGAUAUUUGAUGAGAGCAUCUACUUCGUCGACACUCCACGAUCUAGAAAAUGACUGUGCCCUUGUACAGUUUGCCUUAAAGAACUACAGCAGUGUUCCCGGGGAUGCAUCUAGUCUCAGAGGCUCCCUGUACGAGCUAUUCAAUUCUAAAAGUACUUUGCCUCCCUGUAGGUUAUCGUUGCUCUACGUCAAUCGCAUGAGAGAGUGGGGGUUGGCAGGACUGGGAGAUCGCGAUACCCUAAGCUGCAAUGCGUCAAUGUCUACAGCUGAGUAUCUCGUAUUGAGCAUGGCUCUUCUGAGAUCACAAUCUCCAGUCAUUACGCGUACACUUCUAUCAGAGACACAGUGGGUCCUUCUUGGAACACGGAACGAACACGGUCGUACCCCGCAAUGAUAGCACCGAUACAGACAUGGACUGUCAUGUCAGUCUCCAACAUGUCAGAAACCAUCCUUGGUGGAAAGCUGGGCACAAGACUCCACACCUCCCAGUGUGACAGGGCAUGUCGCGCUUUUAGCUGUCUUAGGGCACAGUGCUUUCCCAGAAUGGAUUGACGUCCACAGAGAGCGACCAAUUCGUCAACUCU